GUUUUCUAACAGCAUGGCUCUCGCUGUCGUCCGCCACCCCCUUACAAAAGCUGGGGGAGAAAUUCCUCCCUCUUCCUCACUGGCGCCUUCUCCGCCUCCGAGGCGUUCGCGGGCCACGUGGAGGGCUGACUGGCCCACCGGCUCAGGCGGGGAGUGCUGUUUGCCGAGCUGACCGCCCUGCGGGGAACUUUUCUUCGGAACUGUUUUCAACCCCGUCACAUCCGCUGGGAAGUUACUUGGCGAGUGUCUGGAAGAGAAGACGGCGCGCCCCGCAGUGGUAAGCAAAGUGCUGAGACGCUUGAGCUCCGGAAAGAAACUUUCUUUCUCUGGGCGUCAAGGUAGCUCUUCGCAGGACCUGCAUGCGGGAAGGAGCGCCAUGAAGCUGGGCCGUCCCGGCGCCCUCCUCGCCUCGCACAGCCGCGGCCGCUCUGAGAAGCAGCGCAGGGGCAGGCAGCGGCUCCCUCCUUUCUAAUUGCCUCGGGUUGCGGCGACGGGAUGUCGCGGACGGCUGGCUGUCUCUUGCUGCUGCUCCUGGUGGCCGUGGCCGAGCGCGGCCGGGCUCGCUUCGCCUUCCGCCUCCAAGUGUCUUCUCCGGUGAGCCCCGACGGCGCUCUGGUUCCCACGCCGGUGCUGCUAAAGUCGCGGAGCAGCGGCGGAACCGGCAGCCAGCCGGCGCUCCAGGAAGCCUCGGGCUUGGCCUUAGCGUCGGAUCCCGGCGGCUCCCUCAACUUUAUGGCGAUGGUGGACAAUCUGCAGGGAGACUCGGGACGCGGCUACUAUAUCGAGCUGCUCCUCGGCACCCCGCCGCAGAAGCUAAAUAUUCUUGUCGACACGGGAAGCAGCAAUUUUGCAGUUGCGGGUGCAUCCAAUACAGAUUUGACCUCAUACUUCAAUGCAGAAAAGUCAAGCACAUAUAAAUCACUGGAUGUUGAGGUUACUGUUAAAUACACCCAAGGAAGUUGGACUGGAAUUCUUGGAACAGAUGUUAUUAGAAUGCCUAAAGGAAUCAAUGGCACUUAUGUCAUCAACAUUGCAACCAUUUUUCAAUCUGAAAAUUUCUUUUUAAAAGGCGUUCAGUGGCAAGGGAUCCUUGGUUUGGCGUAUAGUGCAUUGGCUAAGCCUUCAAGUUCUACAGAGACUUUUUUUGAGUCUAUUGUGAAUCAAGCCAAGAUCCCCAACAUUUUUUCCUUGCAGAUGUGUGGAGCUAGUUUGCCUGUUUCUGGAACUGGUACUAAUGGAGGUAGUCUUGUAUUGGGUGGAAUUGAACCAAACCUGUACAAAGGAAAAAUUUGGUAUACACCUAUUAAGAAAGAGUGGUAUUAUCAAGUUGAAAUACUCAAAUUUGAAGUUGGGGGCCAGAACCUUAACUUGGACUGCAAAGAGUACAAUUCAGACAAAGCAAUUGUAGACAGUGGCACAACUCUCUUGCGGCUGCCAGAAAAGGUCUUCAGUGCUGUUGUGGGAGCCAUUAUACAGACCUCUUUGAUCCAAGAAUUCACAUCUGGGUUUUGGAGUGGCACACAGCUCGCUUGCUGGGAUAAAAGUGAAAGUCCUUGGACCCUCUUUCCUAAGAUCUCAAUCUAUCUGAGAGAUGAAAAUUCCAGCCGGUCAUUUCGAAUUACUAUCCUUCCACAGCUUUACAUUCAGCCUGUUCUAGGGAUUGGGCAGAAUCUAGCCUGCUAUCGGUUUGGUAUCUCCUCUUCCUCCAGUGCCUUGGUUAUUGGGGCUACAGUGAUGGAAGGAUUCUAUGUCAUCUUUGAUAGAGCCCAAAAGAGAGUGGGAUUUGCAUUAAGUACUUGUGCUGAAAUGCACGGUUCUCCAGUAUCUGAAAUUGAAGGCCCUUUCAGCACUGAAGAUGCAGCAAGCACUUGCGUAUCAACAAUCUCUCUCCAUGAACCAAUCUUGUGGAUUCUGUCUUACACUCUCAUGAGUGUCUGUGGACUUAUACUUCUCAUACUCAUCAUCUUGCUGCUUCUUCCACCACGGUGUCAUUGCUACGCUGACAGCGACAUUGUAAACGAUGAAUCAUCCUUAGUACGGCAUAGAUGGAAAUGAAGAAUUUGACCAAAUCAUAAGGAAUCCUUUUGUAUUCUGAUAGGGAAAUGAAGGAGGAAUAUUUCCAUUUUCUUCACCCUGAUGUUCUUCAGAUGGGUUGGGACUACAGUCCAGUGCCUCUAUAUCAGCAUGGUUAUAUUAGCUGAAAUUUACAGGAGGAGGAGGUUGAACACAUCUGCAGGGCACAAGAUUAGGGUAUUUUAGCCAAAGGUGACAGUCCAGGCUUCACUCUGUAGAAGUGGUACAGUCAAUCACCAAAUCAUCUCCAAUUCCCUUGUAACAUAAAUUUAAUUCUUUAACAAUGAAUUAUUUUAGCCAUGUUAAUAUAUAAUCAUUUCAAAUGCUACUCUGUUGUUUGCAGUUGAGCCAGUUAGUACACUUAAAAAAAAAAAAGCUAAAACUUUAUUUCAUAGUUCCAAGAAGGUUGUCAUCUCCACAAAACAAAAACCUAAAAAGUACUCUUUUGAUAAGCCAUUCAUCAGACUUGCCAUAAAGAACAGAAAUAUUUCUUGCUCUUUGAUUAAUAUUUUUUUCCAUUAAAAAUAUCUGUUCCUUGGUGAAUCAUAUCUUCAUCAGUGAUUGGUGGAAAGGGAGAUCAGUCAUUAAGCAGGAAGAAAGCAAGGCAGACUAAAAAAAUGUGUUUUUUUUCCUCUUUUAAAUAGAGCGUCUGUUCCUUUCAAUGGUCUACUCUGUGAUUCUUAGAAAAGAUGAAGCAGGGGAAAACACACAAACCAAACCCAUUGUGCAACUUUAAUAUGGAACAAGACUGCCUCUUUACAGGGAUUCAAUUCACCAGUAAGAUGUAGGUAGAUCUGGUGGACAUAGAUGCAGAUCCCUUUCCACCCGCAUACAGCACAACUGGAACAGCCCUUUAAAGCUUUUCUCCCCCUACCCGCCCAGCCCAGCUCAUGACAUUUUAGCAUUUACAAUUUUACCACCCACAUAAGCGUCCUGGUUUUUCUGAAUUCAUGCAUAAAUGAUCUUUGAAAGAGUUCUUUGAGCCUUUGUACAUACAGUAUAUCCUGCAAAAACAGCAUGGUUAAAAAGCAAAGCCAGUCUCUCCCUCCCUCCCUCCCUCUUUGCACCUUGUGGAGGCUCUAAUGACUGGAAAUCAAACUUGCAACAAUCCAAUUGAAGGGGAAUUUCUUCACUUAAAUGACUCAACUGUGACCUAGGCUGGGAAAGGUGAAGACCCUUUCCAUGAAUAAUUGAACAAUUAAUUAGUUAACAAUGAUAUUUUUUUAUUGACUACCAUUUCAGCAUAUAACAAAUACAAUGCUAGCAGGAACUUAUUUAAAUAUUUUUGCCUACACUAACACUCCUUUGUCUUUGCAUUGCCAUGUGUACUUGUACCAGUAGGCCUUCACAGUACAUGAACUUGCAUUUAGAACAAUGCUCAUGAAUGUGAGUCUUAACUUAAAAACUGUCAUACUAGAAACGUCCUGAGGUUGGUUAGUGUUACUCACUUCUCCAGAUUCAUUUCCUUGUACAUGAAGAAACCAGUUUUGAAGAAGUGGACUAUUUUUACUGCAAAGAAGUACCAGUAGUUUUCCUUCCUCAAAAUAGUGAUUAUUGCAAAAAAAAAAAAAAGAUUUGUAACACAAUCCAAAAUCAGAUUAUGAUCAAAAUUGCAUUUAUUCAGUUCUUUUGUAAUUACUUUUUUAAAAAAUGUACUAAACAGCAGGGCCUGAUCAUAGGGUAAGGAAUAAGCUGUUAUCUCCAUGAGGGACAGCAAAAGCCCUGGCAAUUUACAGACUAGCUAUGCUGAUUUUGAAGGAAAAAAUAAUGCAGUGACAAAUGUGGUGUUCUCAGAUUACUCUCGAAUGGCUUUGCAGACCUUUUAUUGGUGCCUAUUAACUCUCUUUUGGAAUGUCUUUGGGCUGGAAUGCCAUAAAUGCAAAUACUUGAAAACAAUAAGAAAGAGGGACACUGUGUGAGCUUUUAAAAAGCUUCUAAAAGCUUUGUCGCUGAAAUAUUGCUAACAAAGACUCUACUCUCUGACAUUUGCUUGUAGCGCAACUCCCACCCAUCCAUCUAAACCGAGAGGAAGGGUGGCAGCUGGGUAAGUGUCACUGUGGCUCAAGCAGCAGGAGAUGCUGGGCAAUGGUGGGCCAAGGUCCAUUUUUAAACUCAGAACACACUGCAAGUGUAACAUGGAAGGUGAAGGGCCAUGAGGUCUCAAACAUUUCAACUGACAUUUUCCUUAUCAUAAAGGUUAUUUAUACCUGUAAAUAAACUUUUGUGUAGAACUUUCUAUAAGCAAGUUGACUGAUUAGUUAAGGACAGGUUUUGUUUAAUGCAUUACCCGUUACUUUUACAAAAGGUGCUUUCCACAAGAAACACAAGAAUUAAGCUAUUCUUAAUCUUCAGUCCAGUGGAAACAAGAAGUAGGCUCAAAUCAAAGCACAAAGGGGAUCCAGUGUAAGAGUUAAGAUGAUUGACAACCCCCAUGCGGGGAAAGACUACUACUAGACUAGUACUUUAGACUGCAGGUGGGGGAGCAAGCACAAAUGAGCUCCUUUCAAAGUUGCAUUUUCAGCACCAGCUUGUCAGGUGAGACUAAAAUCUUCAUUUGGUUUUGAUGGAUAUUUCUCCCAGCUAUCUGAAAUGGUUCUAUCUAGAUCUCAUGGACUGAUCUGAUUAUAUAAGAUACAGUACCCAACGCAUUUAUAUUCUGUCGUGAAGAGUUUGUGGUGAUCUGAACUUUGGUGCAGAACAAUUUGUAACAAAAUUUCCAUAAUAUUUAAAUUUAUAAAAAUGCUCUUCACCCCUUG
Messenger RNA from Python bivittatus (Burmese python), 4829 nucleotides. It is a transcript of the gene BACE2, whose product is annotated as beta-secretase 2. Gene Ontology annotation, molecular function: aspartic-type endopeptidase activity. Gene Ontology annotation, cellular component: endosome; trans-Golgi network; plasma membrane. Gene Ontology annotation, biological process: membrane protein ectodomain proteolysis; amyloid-beta metabolic process. NCBI's taxonomy places the organism in Eukaryota, Metazoa, Chordata, Lepidosauria, Squamata, Pythonidae. The record is from RefSeq and is a predicted model, not a curated record.